This is a messenger RNA of Acanthosepion pharaonis, 1137 nucleotides long. The record is from the annotation of a GenBank genome assembly. Lineage: Eukaryota; Metazoa; Mollusca; Cephalopoda; Sepiida; Sepiidae.
AUGUGUCGGCCCCCAGAGACUGACGACUUCUUUUUUAUUAUGUUCAUUUGUGCUCACCAUUUUGAUUCUCUCCAACUCUUCUCCUCUCGCCUCCUCUCUCCUCAUGUUUCUCUCUCUCUCUCUCUCUCUCUCUCUCUCUCUGUCUCUCUCUCUCUCUCUCUCUCUCUCUCUCCAUAUGUUUUCCCGCCUUUCCAAUCGAACCAUAUUCGGAUCCUAACUUUCCUUCCAACCUUGGGGUCAACCGUUUUCUUUUUCGGACUACCCUUUAUCCUGAUUGUCUGUUCCUUCGAGUCAAUACUUACCACAUUCCACGAAAUAACGACUCUGCAACCAACUCUUCUCCAUUGUCUUCCUGCUAUCCUCUCUGACUUCUUUUACCCAAGCAGUUUUGGGCCAAAAACUAUCAAUGUUCGAUUCGAUGAAGAGACGAACGGGUCGGUUAUAGGCCGUAAAAAUGAUUUAAGUUUCUUUCAUCUCUCUCUCUCUCUCUCUCUCUCUCUCUCUCUCUCCACUUCACUUUCUUUCAACCUCUCUCUUUCCACCUCUCUCUCUCUCUCUCUUUCAACCUCUCUCUCUCUCUCUUUCAACCUCUCUCUUUCCUCUUCUCUAUUUCAACCUCUCUUUCCACCUCUCUCUCCCUUCCCACCUCUCUCUUCCUUCCCACUUCUCUCUUUCCUUCCCCACCUCUCUUUCCCUCUCUCUUUUACACCUCUCUCUCUUCCCACUUUUCUCGUUCGACCUCUCUCUUUCAACCUCUCUCUUUCCACCUCUCUCUCCCUUCCCACCUCUCUCUUUCUUCCCACCUCUCCCUUUCAUCCUCUCUCUUUUCACCUCUCUCUCUCCCCACCUCUCUCUUUCAACCUCUCUCUUUCCCCCUCUCUCUCUUCCCACCUCUCUCUUUCAACCUGUCUUUUUCCAUCUCUCUCUCUUCCCACCUCUCCCUUUCAACCUGUCUUUUUCCAUCUCUCUCUCUUCCCACCUCUCCCUUUCAACCUCUCUCUUUCCACCUCUCUCUCUUCCCACCUCUCUCUUUCAACCUUUUUUCCAUCUCUCUCUUUUCCCACCUCUCUCUUUUCAACCUCUCUCUUUCCACCUCUCUCUCUCUCUUCCCACCUCUCUCUUUCCACCUCUCUGUGA